AUGCCUAUGAUCUCAAGCUCGACGGCGCUGAUGGCCGCAUUGAAGAACCACCAGGUCAUUCCUGAGGUUCUGGACGCAUUCCGCCAGAAAGUGAUGUUGACGGUGAGUUUCCCGAGUGGCGUGGAAGCAACCAUGGGCAACACAUUGAAGGUUGCCGACACCCAGGACCUGCCCAAGCUCAAUCUGGUGUUUGCAGAGACCCCUGCCAAAGCCUACACCAUUGCGUUCACGGAUCCCGACGCACCCAGGCGCGGCGACAACAAGUGGAGCGAGUUUGCUCACAUGCUGGUGACCGACAUCAAGCCCACUGUUGGCGAGGGCGGCGAGUCAUUCGAGGUCGACGUGUCCAAGGGCACCGUGCAUAUCCCCUACAUGGGCCCCGGCCCGCCCGAGAAGACCGGUCUGCACCGCUACGUGUUUGCCGUGUUUGAGCAGGAGGACGCCGUGUCAAUUGACUCCAGCGUCAAGGACAACCGGCCCAAUUGGGGCACCGGCAAGCCCGGAUACGGUUUGCGGGACUGGGUCAAGACCCAGAAGGGUCUGACGCUCGUAGGCGCCAACUACUUUUUGGCCAGGAACGAGGUGCAGUAG
Wickerhamiella sorbophila is the source of this 591-nucleotide messenger RNA. RefSeq names its product Carboxypeptidase Y inhibitor. The transcript has a single exon. Gene Ontology annotation, biological process: regulation of proteolysis; regulation of Ras protein signal transduction. The coding region runs from base 1 to 591 and encodes 196 amino acids. Gene Ontology annotation, molecular function: peptidase inhibitor activity; phospholipid binding. The record is from RefSeq and is a predicted model, not a curated record. Lineage: Eukaryota; Fungi; Ascomycota; Dipodascomycetes; Dipodascales; Trichomonascaceae.